Zophobas morio is the source of this 805-nucleotide messenger RNA. RefSeq names its product protein takeout-like. Bases 18 to 746 code for a protein of 242 amino acids. The record is from RefSeq and is a predicted model, not a curated record. The transcript is spliced from 4 exons. Lineage: Eukaryota; Metazoa; Arthropoda; Insecta; Coleoptera; Tenebrionidae.
GUCUACUCUGAACCACCAUGAACUACUUACUCAUUUUAAUCUUCGCACUACGCGCAGUUGAUUGUACCAUCCCAUCUACUUUUAGAAAAUGCGGCCGCAAAAACCCCGAUUUUCAAAAAUGUCUCCAAGAAGCCGCCCAAAAUGCUGUCCAGCAGUUGGCAAAACCGUUCAAAUCGCUGAAUUUGCCGAGCUUGGAGCCCUUAAUUGUCGAAAGUUUGACUCUCGAAAGAGCUCCUGGUGCAGUGUCGGUUGAGCAACAAUUGACAAAUUGUAAACUGUCUGGACUGACUAGUGCCAAAAUUGAGAAAUACGAUAUGAACUUUGACAACAAAACUGUCGCACUUGUGGCAGUUAUUCCCGAAGGUGUUCUCAAAUGUGAGUAUAAAAUGGACGGCCAAAUUCUCGUUUUGACUGUCAAAGGAGAAGGCAAUGCGACGAUUGGUUGCAAAAAUUUGCGCUGUGUGUAUCAUGCUGGUUACAAAGACUACGUUAAAAAUAACAAGACGUAUUUUAUGGUUGACAAUGACGUUUUGGACGCAGAACCUGAAGAAGUGUACAUCAAUUUCGAGAAUCUUUUUGGCGGGAAUAAGGAAGUGGGUGAUAAUAUUAAUAAAGUUUUGAACGAAAACGCGAAGGAGAUUUAUGAAGAGCGGAAGCCGGUUUAUAAUGACUUGAUGAAGCAGGUGGUGACGGAGGUGCUUAAUAGAGUGUUUGCUAAGGUGUCAAUAGAAGAAGCGUUCGAGUGAAAGUGUCCCAGUUUUGAAAUUGUUGCUGAUAUUUAUAUGAGAAUAAAUUGCGCAAAUAA